UCCUGAAAUAAGUUGAAACCAUUUCUGGUCACUCAUUUUUGCUUAUAGCAAAACUGAAGAAGCUGACCACAAGUGUGUCACGAUGUUUUUUUUAUUUAGUAUUGGACUUUUAUUUCUUAUUCUGAGAGGAACGGCUCCUCAUUCAUCAGCAGAUUUAGUUGUGUUUGCUGCAUCGGGAGACAGUGUGACUUUACCAUGCAACGUGAGCUCUGGGUCAAGGUGCUCGUCCAUUUCAUGGACCAAAGACCAUAAUGGCUUUGAAAUUGAUGUUGUGAGAGAGGGGCGAUUGGUGGCUCCAAACAUUACCUUGCUCAAAGACUGCUCUCUGCACAUAAGUUACAUGGAGAACGAUAACGCCUCCAUUUACACAUGUUAUAAUGGAAACAAGAAUUCAAGUGUUGACCUUCAGUGCCUCAUCAUUGCUGAAACGGAGAACAAAGACAAGAUUGAGCUCCACUGUUACUUAAACAAUUAUAUAGGACUUAUAAGGCCUUGCAACAAGACUGGACUAAAAAUCAGCUGGUUUGCAGAGGACAAUACACAGCUCAAAGGGGAGCGGUUUCAGAUUGAGAACAAAAUAAACUGCUUUUCAAAACUUAAAAUUCAACCUAAAAAGACUGACCAUCACAGAAAAUGGAAAUGUCAAGCUUCUCUAAAUGGCUCAGCUACAGCCAUAACGUCUUACCAAACAACAGUUUCAGAUGGCAUAGAGGAAGUUUUCGCAGCAGUGAGUGAGUCAGUAUCUCUCACUUGUACAAAGGUUUCCUCUCUUGCUUUGACUGACAAAAGCCAAACGUCGACCUCUUUCUCAAAUACUGCUUCAGCUACAAUAAUAAGAAAUGUUCGUGCUUCAAACUCAGGAGAGUACCAGUGUGAAGAUAAAGGAAAAGGAAAAAAAAUCUGGCUCCAUACAGUUGACAUCAUUUCAGAGAUGGACUCAAAAGGAGAAAAUGUCACACUGACUUGUGUGCUAACCUGUGCCAGUACCACUUGUGACACAGACUUCAAUCUAACCUGGUCUGAAGAUGAUACGCCUUACAUUACAAGUGGUUUAUUAAAAGGAAACAGGAGUCUCAUCAACAAACUGUCAGUCCCAAAGGUUCACCUGGGCACUGGAGACAGUGUGUGCUCAGUGCUUAGAGAAGGUGCUCAAGUGGCAACAAAGACGUGGCGUUAUAGCAACUCUCUACAUGGCCUUGCUUGGAUAACCCUUCCUAUAGCCUUAUUGUGCUUUGCUGCUAUACUGUUGUUGUACAGAAAGAGGAAGCACAACAAGUAUCCAGAAAAUCUACAAGCAAAUAUUGGUUUGACAAAUGUUUAUGAGGAUGUACAAGACUGUGGUCCCAAGUGUAAAAGAGAAGCCAUCACCUCAAAUGACAGUUUCUAUGAUCUACUACAGGCUGUGAACUAGCAUCUUCUCCCACAGCAAUGAAAAAUUCAAGCUGUUAGACUGCAGCCAAAAAGAUAAGAAAAGAAAGACAUAUUAGAAAUUACACAUGUUGUUUAAUUUAUUCAUAUUUGUUUCAUUACAAGCUACUCACAAGUGCACAUCUGCUCAUCCUGGCCUUGUUGCUGGGAAAAAGGUUGGUUGGUAAACACUAAAAUGUAAAACAUUGGGUAUAGUUGGAUGUAAAUAUUAUGUAAACAUUACAUAUUUAGUGGAAAUACAUUUCAUUUGCAUCUUUUUACUGUGUAUAUCAUUUAAUGCUGUUUAGCACGCAAACAGUAUAUUUUGAAGAAUUUGGUGAAAUUAUAAUCAUAUAACAUAAUUGAAUGCAUAGGACUAUUUCUACUUGCAAUGGAUUUACCAAAUAAUUAUCUGUAGCUCACAGAUUACAAAAUAAAUAACAAAGAGCAAAAAAUAAAUAACAGUAAUAAAAUAAAGUAGCAAAAAUAGCAGAAGAUAUGUGUGAAAGGUUUUCAAAAAUAAAGAAAAAAAUGUGCUCACCAGG
This is a messenger RNA of Boleophthalmus pectinirostris (great blue-spotted mudskipper), 1952 nucleotides long. RefSeq lists its product as uncharacterized. NCBI's taxonomy places the organism in Eukaryota, Metazoa, Chordata, Actinopteri, Gobiiformes, Gobiidae. The transcript has 8 exons. Gene Ontology annotation, biological process: interleukin-15-mediated signaling pathway; T cell activation; positive regulation of ERK1 and ERK2 cascade. Gene Ontology annotation, cellular component: membrane raft; external side of plasma membrane. The record is from RefSeq and is a predicted model, not a curated record. Gene Ontology annotation, molecular function: MHC class II protein binding; protein tyrosine kinase binding. The coding region runs from base 83 to 1411 and encodes 442 amino acids.